AUUUCCCACGCAACUCUACAAGAACAAGGUUGUUGUUACCCUGACUGUAACUCAUACACUGUCACCAACUUUUGCUAAAGUGUGGCGCCCCCAAAGUUUUCCUCUGGAUUCCACCUGAAUGGACAGGCGUUGCAAAUGCAGUACACCACUCUUGUAGUACACGAGGCCGUGGCGUGGGUGUUCAGCUGACGUCAGUUGGAGCCUGAGAUACACCAGUUUUCGCGGUCCUGUGAACCAAGUUCGCCAUGGAAAGGCGGUCCUCUUCGGAGUCCUUAGGAACCAUCGCAAGCCCAGAUAGUCCGCUGACGCAAUCAAAUAUACAGGAUUCUCGACACAUCGGCGCUCAUAGUGUCAGGAGCAGCCACGAGGACGUCCGCGUCGCGUUCACCGCAAGUGAGAUUGACAACCGGGCAUCAGGGAACUUUACUGGCACAGAAAUGAGUGGCUCCGAGCUUCGUGACGUUGCCUCGCGCGCAGUCGAGGAAAGCGUAACGUAUCGCAGCGAACCCCGUGCGAUGGAAUCGGAGCACCGUUCCUUCAGGGCAGAGGAAUUAACGACACGUGAGCGCCGAGCGGCAGAAUACCACGGAGCGGAACACACGCACCGAAGGUCUUACGGGCCGGAGCGUCAGCGGACCAGUUCCUGCAGCAGGAAGUACAAAGCGAGAGUCUCAAGCGAGAGGCACCGAAAGCGCAGCGCGAGCCCCCGAAGGCGUCGCCACGUCGACGAGCACAGGUACCGUGAAGACUACGAGCGUCGCCGGCGUAGCCUGAAGGCCGCUUCGCUGCGCCACUUGGUGCGAAGACGGUACUCCUCCUUGUCUUUCGGCGGCACCAGCAGUCAGUCGCGGUCGAGCGCCUUGUACAGAAGAGCGCAACGGCAGCCAUCACGUCGAAUGUCGGAGUAUACGAGGUCGACGCUGGAGGAACGCCGAGCGCGUCCGCGCCAUCUGCCGGCCGGCGAACCCGUACGUCGCGAAAGCGAUGGGCGGUAUCGCAGUGGAAUGUCUAGUGAUCCGCAUGCACCGGAAAUGGCUACGUUGACUGAUCCUCCGGUCAUUGUUGCAGUAAACUCGACCUCGCAGCCUGAACGUAUCAUACCAGAACUGCCGCUGGUAGGAUACCGUCUCGAGGACCCUCGCAAGGAAGACUACGCACCUGGAUUUCGUCGUGAUCCUCGCCCGCAAGAAUGCAAAUCGGCAAACGUCACAUCGUCGAUCUCUGAGCAACAUUACAAGAUGCAGCAACCCCAUGGUAUCGCUGCCGCAUCCGUGGGACACCCAGGUCAGGUUUCCAGAGAUAUUGAACACCCACCCAUGGUUAGAGCACACAGAGGUCGUCGGAGUGACAUGUGGCGCGUGGAAUUCCAUGAAGCGCAUUUUGUGCACCGUCCUGACUUGCGUCCUUGGCAUUACCAAUAUGAGGAGCAUCUGAACUUUUGUCCAAGAUUUCCAACACCAGUGGGCUCCCUUGUAAACUUUUUUACAGAGGGUCCAAGACCGGAAGAAUCCCUUGUGAAUUAUUGUCCAAGAUCAGUUGAGAACAUGGGGUGCUCGGAAGGAGUUUGGCAGACUUAUUACCCACAUUUAGGAAAUCGUUACGGCAGGGGCGCCAACCCGGUCCUAAGUUUCCAGCCACAGACAUGGAGGGACGCUUCAAGGAUGCGUCAGCCUCCACAGGAGGAAGAGACGUGGUUGGACUAUCCACGUGAACUGGCGGAUAUCAUAUUCGAAGGAAUGUUUGAUACUUUGAGAGCGCAGAGCGACGAAGUGGAAGCGUUACGAGCCGACAUGAGAAACGUCAGAAGCAGAAUGGCGGAUUUUAUUGAGUCCCAAAAGAAGGCCCAGGAUCAGUCACUGGCUUUUAUCGCUGCGGUGAAAGCACAAAUGGACAAACCUAAUUAGUGUUGUCAGGUUGAUCACUUUUUUGAGAGAUAUCAGCCCUCCAACGAAUUUCGUUAUGCAAAUGAUUUUUGCUUGAUUGGCAAUCUGUGUUUUGUAAUGUAAUUUGUUUUUCAUUUCACACAGGCACACACACACGCAAACAACAAGUUUUCUUGUAAUGAAAUGCUAACGGAUAAAUAAAUAACGCCGU
Dermacentor silvarum is the source of this 2094-nucleotide messenger RNA. RefSeq lists its product as uncharacterized. The transcript is spliced from 2 exons. The record is from RefSeq and is a predicted model, not a curated record. NCBI's taxonomy places the organism in Eukaryota, Metazoa, Arthropoda, Arachnida, Ixodida, Ixodidae. The coding region runs from base 246 to 1904 and encodes 552 amino acids.